Molecule: messenger RNA, 1410 nt
Organism: Ophidiomyces ophidiicola
Lineage: Eukaryota; Fungi; Ascomycota; Eurotiomycetes; Onygenales; Onygenaceae
Gene: SUR1
Product: zinc-finger protein
Exons: 6
Coding region: 1-1410 (469 amino acids)
Biological process (GO): regulation of transcription by RNA polymerase II
Cellular component (GO): nucleus
Molecular function (GO): RNA polymerase II cis-regulatory region sequence-specific DNA binding; DNA-binding transcription factor activity, RNA polymerase II-specific
Source: RefSeq, a predicted model, not a curated record
AUGGACGACUGUGCUCGCGGCUGUGCCGACGUCUGCGACGGUUUCGUCGACUGCGACAAGUCCACCAUCUGCUCUGAGGCCUUUUGCGACAAUUCCAACUGCCAAACCGAAGGAACCGCCUGCUUCGACAAAGACUGCAUCGGCUCUCACUACGACCACGACGCCUUUCUCUCCCAGAGCGGGCCCCUGAGCUGGGACUGCCUGAGCUUGGUGCCCGACCGCUCCAAUAACUGCGGCUUUCAUGACGACGGCUUAGAGAGCGCCCUUUCUUCGCAUAUGCACUCUCCAGGAACUGCCAUCCCCUCCGACAUAUCGUUAUCCCUCAAAGACUUGGGCCACAACUUUUAUGCUAAUCAGAACUCUUUCAACUCUCAACCUCAUAUGCCUCCUCCGCAAUGUAUAAAUCACAAUCUCGACGCUAUCUGUGUGAGCAAUAUGACCGACUUUUGCCACACUCUCGGAAACUGCGCAUACCCACACCGAUCAGCAAAUCCACCUUCGACUCUUGGAAACUGCUCUGAGACCUCCGCGCCUUAUGCAUCACUACACUCUUCUCGAACACCACAUCAUCAUUACCAUCACAGAUACUCCUCCCUUCACACACUAGGAUCACAAUUUUCGCGACGACGACUAGAUGCCACUCCCACUGUCACAGAAUCGACACGGACUACUCCCAGUUUAAGUCUCCAAUCAAGUCCGGUUCCUACUUCAUCAUGUCGGGACCUAAACAGCGUCGGCCCCUUUGAUUCACCAGACUUCUUAGGCACAGAGGAACUGCAUAUCUGUCGAUGGAUCGCUCAUAGCUCUGACAAUGCAAUCUGCGGAGCAAUAUUUCCCGAUGCGGGCAGCCUGCAGAAGCACCUGACGUCGGUCCAUGCUGAUCCACGACAGGGGUGUCAAGGACAAGGCUAUUAUUGCUGCUGGGACGGAUGUUCCCGGCCGGAUGAGCCCUUUUCCCAGAAGUCCAAGCUCCAGGGUCAUUUCUUAACGCACAGUAAUUAUAAAAGUUUUCAAUGCUCUAUAUGCGGUAAACCGUUUGCUAGACAAGCCACGCUGGAGCGACACGAGCGAAGCCAUCGUGGAGAUAAACCUUAUAAGUGUAAAGAAUGCGGGAAGAAAUUUACAGAUAGUAGCGAGCUGAAAACGCACAUGCGCACUCAUACGGGCGAAAAGCCGUUCAAAUGCACGCACCCGGGCUGUACCUUUGAAACUGGAGAUUCUUCGAAUAUGUCCAGCCAUAAAUUAACUCAUGGUGAGAGGAAACAUAAAUGCCCGUACCCCGGGUGUUCAAAGAGUUUUACAAGGCCAGACCAGUUAAAACGACAUCUUAAAGGAACCCACAAACACACGAAUAUAUUGCCUGUCCGGUUAACGUCGCCUCUUCGAGACACGUCUAUCCCACAAGUUUAA